This is a messenger RNA of Acipenser ruthenus (sterlet), 6510 nucleotides long. Its product is annotated as zinc finger protein 501-like. The coding region runs from base 2137 to 3615 and encodes 492 amino acids. The transcript has 2 exons. The record is from RefSeq and is a predicted model, not a curated record. Gene Ontology annotation, molecular function: DNA-binding transcription factor activity, RNA polymerase II-specific; RNA polymerase II cis-regulatory region sequence-specific DNA binding. NCBI's taxonomy places the organism in Eukaryota, Metazoa, Chordata, Actinopteri, Acipenseriformes, Acipenseridae. Gene Ontology annotation, cellular component: nucleus. Gene Ontology annotation, biological process: regulation of transcription by RNA polymerase II; central nervous system development.
AAUCACCGGAGGACUCCUCGGUUCAGAAUGACCCCGCAGCCAAUGGCAGGCGAGAGAGGGGGCGGGUUUGUUUUCGCUUCGGUCCCUCACAAUAUUUUUCCCUGAAGGAGAGAGAGGAGGCUGGAGAGGCUGAAUUAACGAGGGUGUCACAAAGACGGCCAGAGUGGGUGGCGUCAGACCAGACAGGAAUACACAGACAGAGACGGUGGUGAUGAUGAGCUGAGUGCAAUGGCUGCACUCAGCGUUUAUUAACAAAUAAAAGGUUUGAACAAUGGAAUACAAAACAGGACACGGCACUUGACGCCAAAAUAAACAGACAGACAAAACGACUAAACACUUAACAAACGGUGCACGGAGACAAACAAACACGGUGAGUACAAAACACUUAUAAUUAUUCUUAUCACUUAUUUUAACUCCUUUCUCUCUCACCCGUUCUCCUCUUCCGAACACCCAACCCUGAGUGCAAGAAAUGUGCGUCUAUAUAUACUAUUGUGCUGGGAUUCAAUUACUAAUUAAUUAUUCACUUGAAUCCCAGCACGUGAAUUAAUUCUGUGCAACCCCGUGCUCACAUAUUACAUUUAACCAGCACGUGAAGUGAUUUGUGCUCUCCUCGUGCCUAAAUACAAAUCUACACUUUUUAAAUACACGUGAAACACAGACCUGUUUAUAUCCUGUGUACCAAUCUAUACACCAACAUUAACACACGCAACAUACAACACAAAACACACAAAUGCACACAGGGGCGGGGCGCAUUGCCACAAGGGGUCACUGUAUCAAUAAUCUAUCAUCAAGAAAAAUAUGAGGGAUUGAUGAAUCGGCACACCCCUAGCCUUUUACUGGAAUGUUUAGUUUGUUUGCAAUUUGUGAAAAGCUGCCUGCAUGUUUAUUUCAUGUGUGUGUUGUUUGACUGCAUGUCUUGGGUAAAGGGUUGUUGUUUCUACAGAACACAUUCAUGAGUAGAGUUACAUGCAUCUGAUGCUUGUAGGUCUUUCACCAUUGGGACUUUUUUGUGUUUAAAAACGUUAAAUUGAGUAAAAUAUAAUAAUUAAAGACAGACCAGCAAAGAAAAUACAAACUAGACCAGUGUUUUUGCUCAAAAGAGCCAUCUUCCCAACGUUUGGGUAUGUUUAAAAUUUUUUCAAGGGAAAGUGUGUUUGAAAACAAACAGUGGAGGUGCUUAUAGGCUUUUGAUGCCGUGGUGACUACACUCACUUAUUUCUAUUUAAAUCUAUGAAUGUGUUUGUGAUGUCAUUUCCUGCAUAGUUAAUGAUGUAACGAUCUACUAUUCCUUUCUAUUUAAACCUCCAGGCAUCGCGGUAUUGAUUCUAUUUAUCCACUUAUUGUCCUUUAUUCUUCUGUACUGUACAUGAUCUCAUUAUUAUUAUUAUUAUUUUUUAAUUUAGUAGUUGCCAAUUAAUUAUACCCAAUUUUUCUCCCAAUUUUAUAUAUCCAUUUGUAUUUUUUCAACCUCAGCUCGCUGCUACCACCCCUGCGCUGACUCGGGAGUGGCGAUGACGAACACACGCUGUCCUCCGAAGCGUGUGCCGUCAGCCGACUGCUUUUUUUCACUCUGCAGGCCCGCCAUGCAGCUUCACCUCUCUGUUUUUGAUUGUGUGUUUCUGGUCAUAUCAGUUUAUUUAAUGCUGAACACAAGUCUGAUAUAAGUUAUAGAAACUGGAAAUCAAACUAGUGGUGUGGAGUGAUCUUUAUUUCUGUCGUUGCAUGUAGAGACCUUUCAGAUCCAUGCUUUAGUUUCAAGGAGCUCUGCAUGAUGCUGGCAGGCAGAACUGUUUAAACAAAUCUAAUGUGGGGGUUUACAUGGGAAUGGAAGUUUACACACUUUAUAUUCAUGUUUAUUUUCAACAAUAACCUUUUGUCUUGUGUAAAAGAAAUGCUGUCUGUGUUUCAGCGAUUUUGGUCCAUCUCUCCUUCCUCCUUGUUAUAGAAAAUCUCCUUCAUCUCACUCAGUACAGCACAUUUGUGAACAUGGUAAUGAAUGGAGUCUGGAACUGGUAAGGCAAGUUCAUAGAAUCUAAGGAAUAGAUUGUAACUGAUUGUAUUUUAUGUUGUUUUUUUGUUAGGGUGUUAGUUCAGAAGACAAUACUGGAUGAUCCUUGUGAAAGAGAAGAUUCAACGAUGGAGCCUGUCCAUGUUAAUGAGGAGAGUCCUGUACUAGAAUCAGUCCAUAUUAAACAGGAGAGUCCUGUACUAGAAUCAGUCCAUAUUAAAGAGGAGAGUCCUGUACUAGAAUCAGUCCAUAUUAAACAGGAGAGUCCUGAACUAGAAGCAGUCCAUAUUAAAGAGGAGAGUCCUGUACUAGAAGCAGUCCAUAUUAAAGAGGAGAGUCCUGUACUAGAAUCAGUCCAUAUUAAAGAGGAGAGUCCUGUACUAGAAUCAGUCAAUAUUAAAGAGGAGAGUCCUGAACUAGAAGCAGUCCAUAUUAAAGAGGAGAGUCCUGUACUAGAAUCAGUCCAUAUUAAAGAGGAGAGUCCUGUACUAGAAUCAGUCCAUAUUAAAGAGGAGAGUCCUGUGCUAGAAUCAGUCCAUAUUGAAGAGGAGAGACCUGAACUAGAAUUGGUCCAUAUUAAAGAGGAGAGUCCUGUACUAGAAUCAGUUCUUAUUCAAGAGGAGCUUCCUGAAGUAGACCCUGUCCAUGUCAAUGAGGAGGGUAACCAUUUUAAAACAAGCAGCUUGCAGGACUCUCUGUCCUGUACAGAAUGUGGAAAGAGUUUCAGUCAGUUACAAACCCUGAAACUUCACCAGCGAAUCCACACAGGAGAGAAAAGACAUGUCUGUGUUGACUGUGGGAAAAGAUUCAGUCAGUCAGGCAACUUGAAAAGACACCAGAUAAUUCACACUGGAGAGAAACCAUAUACCUGUUCUGACUGUGGUAAGAGUUUCAGACGUUUACAAAACCUGAAACUUCACCAGCGAAUCCACACUGGAGAGAAACGACAUGUCUGUGCUGACUGUGGGAAGAGUUUCAGUCAGUCUGGCAACUUGAAAAGACACCAGCGAAUUCACACUGGAGAGAAACCAUAUGUCUGCGCUGACUGUGGUAAGAGUUUCAGACAUUUACAAAACCUGAAACUCCACCAGCGAAUCCACACUGGAGAGAAACAACAUGUCUGUGCUGAUUGUGGGAAGAGUUUCAGUCAGUCUGGUACUUUGAAAAUACACCAGCGAAUUCACACAGGAGAUAAACCGCAUCUGUGUAGUAAAUGUGGGAAAAUUUUCAAUCUGCUGGCACAUCUUAAAAACCACCAGUUAAUUCACACAGGCGAGAAACCACAUACCUGUAAUGACUGUGGGAAGAGUUUCAGACAGAUAGACAACUUGAAAAGACACCAGAGAAUUCACACUGGAGAGAAACCAUAUGUCUGUGCUGACUGUGGGAAGAGUUUCAGCCAGUCUGGCACUUUGCAGAUACACCAGCAAAUUCACACAGGAGAGAAACCACAUCACUGCCAUGACUGUGGAAAGAGUUUCAGAUGGAUAGGAGGUUUGAAAAUGCACCAGCGAUUCCACACAGGAGAGAAACCUUAUCACUGCAGUCGCUGUGGGAAGUCUUUUAUGGCCUCUGGUUCUCUUAAAAGACACAAAUGCAAGUUGUGAAAGUUUAGGCAGAAUGUGAGUGUGUGUUCAUUCACCCGCACUCAAAAAUUCCAGUCUUAAUAUAAAAACUGUGAACUCUGGUGACUGUCUACAGAUGACACAGAUCCCUCAAUAUUAAACACAGUUCUGAAGCUGUUCCAUUAUAAAGUACAUUCCUAUAAGUUUUAUAGCAUUAUAAUUGAUUUCUCUUUUAAAAUGUCCCUUUGAACUAGCUUUUAAACAUAGCUUGUUGUAAUUCCAACUUAUAUCUGUGUAACUCUUCCUAACAUAAUAAACUGCAUCGGAAUGAGAAUAACAAGCUGUUUUAAUCAGUAAGAAGGGUUUCUGUUAGCAUGAUUAGUAAGCUGUGUGUUAAUGGUGUUCAGAUGAACUUCAAGAUUGAGAGAAAUAAACUCAGUAAACCCUAUCUUUGUAAACAAAUAAAUAAUAAUAAUAAUAAUAAUAGUAAUAAUAAUAAUAAUAAUAAUAAUAAUAAUAAUAAUAAUAAUAAUAGUAAAUGGUCUGAUUGUGGCAGUUGUAUCUGUGAAAAUGUAUUGUUUGUUCUCUUUUUCUGCUAUGUACUGUACAGUGCUUUGAGAUACUUUAUGUAUGGCUGGCCAAAACAUUAGGAACACCUGCCAUACACACACAGCAUGCAAAUACACACAAUACAGCACUGUGCAAAAGAGCUGGCCAAAACAUUAGGAACACCUGCCAUACACACACAGCAUGCAAAUACAACACAAUACAGCACUGUGCAAAAGAGCUGGCCAAAACAUUAGGAACACCUGCCUUACACACACAGCAUGCAAAUACACACAAUACAGCACUGUGCAAAAGAGCUGGCCAAAACAUUAGGAACACCUGCCAUACACACAGCAUGCAAAUACACACAAUACAGCACUGUGCAAAAGAGCUGGCCAAAACAUUAGGAACACCUGUCAUACACACACAGCAUGCAAACACACACAAUACAGCACUGUGCAAAAGAGCUGGCCAAAACAUUAGGAACACCUGCCAUACACACACAGCAUGCAAAUACACACAAUACAGCACUGUGCAAAAGAGCUGGCCAAAAAAUUAGGAACACCUGCCAUACACACAGCAUGCAAAUACACACAAUACAGCACUGUGCAAAAGAGCUGGCCAAAACAUUAGGAACACCUGCCAUACACACAGCAUGCAAAUACACACAAUACAGCACUGUGCAAAAGAGCUGGCCAAAACAUUAGGAACACCUGUCAUACACACACAGCAUGCAAACACACACAAUACAGCACUGUGCAAAAGAGCUGGCCAAAACAUUAGGAACACCUGCCAUACACACACAGCAUGCAAAUACACACAAUACAGCACUGUGCAAAAGAGCUGGCCAAAAAAUUAGGAACACCUGCCAUACACACAGCAUGCAAAUACACACAAUACAGCACUGUGCAAAAGAGCUGGCCAAAACAUUAGGAACACCUGCCAUACACACACAGCAUGCAAAUACACACAAUACAGCACUGUGCAAAAGAGCUGGCCAAAACAUUAGGAACACCUGCCAUACACACACAGCAUGCAAAUACACACAAUACAGCACUGUGCAAAAGAGCUGGCCAAAAAAUUAGGAACACCUGCCAUACACACACAGCAUGCAAAUACACACAAUACAGCACUGUGCAAAAGAGCCGGCCAAAACAUUAGGAACACCUGCCAUACACACACAGCAUGCAAACACACACAAUACAGCACUGUGCAAAAGAGCUGGCCAAAACAUUAGGAACACCUGUCAUACACACACAGCAUGCAAAUACACACAAUACAGCACUGUGCAAAAGAGCUGGCCAAAACAUUAGGAACACCUGCCAUACACACACAGCAUGCAAAUACACACAAUACAGCACUGUGCAAAAGAGCUGGCCAAAAAAUUAGGAACACCUGCCAUACACACACAGCAUGCAAAUACACACAAUACAGCACUGUGCAAAAGAGCCGGCCAAAACAUUAGGAACACCUGCCAUACACACACAGCAUGCAAACACACACAAUACAGCACUGUGCAAAAGAGCUGGCCAAAACAUUAGGAACACCUGUCAUACACACAGCAUGCAAAUACACACAAUACAGCACUGUGCAAAAGAGCUGGCCAAAACAUUAGGAACACCUGCCUUACACACACAGCAUGCAAAUACACACAAUACAGCACUGUGCAAAAGAGCUGGCCAAAACAUUAGGAACACCUGCCAUACACACACAGCAUGCAAAUACACACAAUACAGCACUGUGCAAAAGAGCUGGCCAAAACAUUAGGAACACCUGUCAUACACACAGCAUGCAAAUACACACAAUACAGCACUGUGCAAAAGAGCUGGCCAAAACAUUAGGAACACCUGCCAUACACACACACAGCAUGCAAAUACACACAAUACAGCACUGUGCAAAAGAGCUGGCCAAAACAUUAGGAACACCUGCCAUACACACACACAGCAUGCAAAUACACACAAUACAGUACUGUGCAAAAGAGCUGGCCUAUGUAGCACACACUUUCUCCCUUUGUGCAUUUUAAAAACCCAUGCAAUCUAAACAUUGAAAUAUAAAAUCUGCUUUGUUUUUGUAUAAAUUGGUAGGCAAAGGUGGGCAUGCAGAUACCGACAUCAACACUAAGACACGAAAACUAAAAAACAAGUACGGCUGUAACGAAGGGUACAUUUUCACCUUCGAAGGUUCGGAACACGUUACCGAAGGAAGGUUCGAACCUUCCAUGGUACUCAUUUGCAUAAUGUGCUGGUGACGUCACCAUAGCUGUUUAUGUUUGAUUGAAAACCCCUGUUAUUUUACAGGUAAGCCAUAUAAAUGGAAUGCAACAUUCACAUGUAGUUUAAAAAUAGGUUAUGUAGAACAGUAGUCAUGUUUUUAUAAUUUUUGAAAUUAAAA